Messenger RNA from Closterium sp. NIES-65, 1239 nucleotides. The record is from the annotation of a GenBank genome assembly. Lineage: Eukaryota; Viridiplantae; Streptophyta; Zygnematophyceae; Desmidiales; Closteriaceae.
AUGCUUCCUUGCGCCGCCCUUUCCCCGCUCGCCGCUGCGCCUGCCGCCGCCUUCCCCGCAAUCAUCCGCGCCGGCGCUCUCCGCGCCGACAGCCGCCACGGGGGCAGCGCAAACGACGUAGGUUGCGGAGGAUCGUCGGCUUUCCUCUUGAACCACUCGCCGCUUGCGCGUGGAUUGCGCGGAUGGGACCAUCGGCGGAAGCAGAGCCUGGGGAGGCGCUCGGAGUGGGUGCAGGUGCGCGCGCAGGGUUCGUCCGGGAACGAGGGGGAGAUCAGCGACGAGGAGUAUUUUGCUGACGUGGAAAAGCAACUGAUGGACUAUUUCACGUUCAAGGCAGUGAAGACGGUGCUGCAGCAGCUGCUGGAGAUGAACCCCAGCCAGUACAGCUUCCUCUACGACUUCACUGUGAACAACCGGAUUGUUGACGGGUCUACCUACAUUCGCACGCUCGUGCAGGAGCGGCAGGAGUUAGGGGAGCGAAUCAUGAUCACACGGCUAGACCUCUUCACUCGGUGGAAGAAGCGCUACUCCCACUCGAGCAUGCAUGAUGCGAUCAAGGAGCAGAACCUGGCGCUCCUGAGGGAGCACCUGCUGCAGACAGCAAGAUUCCGCGCGUCCGCAGCCCGUUCCCGCAUUUCCAGUCCCCGCUUUCACCACUCUUCCCCGCUAGUCGCGCUAUCUCCCCUCAAAAGCGCCUCCUCCGCGCGAUUCUCUCCUCUGAACGCUCGACUGCUCCGGACGCCGCCGCACGGGGCGACUGCGGCUUCUCGCGGGGGAAGCGCGCGCGCCAGGGGGAAGGGGGACGGGGAUGCGGACCCGCGCGAGCGCGCGGAGCCGGUGGAGGCGGAAAUUGUGGGGGAAGAUGAGUGGGACCAGUGGCGGGGACGGGGGAGGGCGGGCGGAAGCGGAAUGCGCGGAGCGCAGGGGGGUUUUAGUGCGGAAGAGCGGGAGAUGCUGCGCAGAUUGGGCGCGGAGGAGCUCCCCCCCGGGUGGGAUUCCGCCGACGUGUAUCUGCUCGAGGAGAACGUGUGGGCUAGCAAACCCUUCUGGUGCCAGCCGUGGACGAUAGUGCUGACGGGAGCGGUGGUGGUGGGCAUGUCAUGGGUGGUGCUGCAUUUCAUCUUCGUCACGCUCCUCGUCGCGGCUGCCAUCGGUGUCUGGUGGCUCACUUUCCUCGUUGCAUACCCGGCUGCUUACAAGGAAAUGGUGCAAGAGGAGAGGAGGAGGAGGGGAAUGUAA